CCUAGAAACGCUUUCGCUCUUUUUGCAGGGCUGCCAAUUCCAAGUAAAAUUCACCAGCUUUUGAAACAGCAGCGCUUCCACGUAAAAAAGUACAACUAAAAUCGACGUUUUUAUGCAUCGAUCUGACAUUUGUCAAAAUAAAAGUUUUAAGUGGUUUUUAAUUUUAAGUUAGCCACCGAUGGGUAGGCGCAGCAGAUCGAAAUCGCCGUACAGUUCCAGAAGACGCGACAGGGAACGGGACAAGGAAAGGGACAGAGACCGGGACAGGGACAGAGAGCGAGAUAGGGAACGUCAUAGAAGAAAACGAUCUAGAGAUAGGUCGAGAGAAAGGGAACGAAGACGGCACUCGCACGAUCGGGAUGUUCGAAGACGUUACUCUCGGUCCCGAAGUAGGUCUCGAUCGCAAGAACGAAGGAGUAAGCCAGUUGUCCCUGCCAGACCAGUGGUCACUGCCGCCGAUUUAGAGGGUAAGAGUGUUGACGAGCAAGAAAUGAUGAAAAUGAUGGGCUUCUGCUCAUUUGACACAACUAAAGGUAAGAAAGUAGAAGGCAAUGAUACUGGUGGAGUGCAUGUGAUCUUAAAAAGGAAAUACAGGCAGUAUAUGAAUAGAAAAGGAGGAUUUAACAGACCACUGGACUUUGUUGCUUAAGACUGCUGGAACCAAUGCAUCGUGAUCAACUGUGAACAGUUCAAUAACCAUAUUUUACCUCAACGAUUGGCAAACCUCAUUAUCAUCGGGUUAAGAGAACUUUACCUCAUUACUGUAACAAUCUUAUAUUGGUUAAUUUUGACAGUUAUAUUGUUAUAAAUAUAAUAACACUGUACGGGUUGAUCAGUUAUUCUAAUUGUUCUAUGUUUUUCUAUUUCAAAUAAUUUUUAUUAUACACACAUUUACAGUGAUAUGUAUUCAUUAAAGUUGGAUAAUAACAAUUAGAAUAAGACUGAAUGAGUUGAUUUCUACAUGUUUAUUUAUAUUUUUAAAUACAGAUUUAAAAUAUA
Molecule: messenger RNA, 999 nt
Organism: Aethina tumida (small hive beetle)
Lineage: Eukaryota; Metazoa; Arthropoda; Insecta; Coleoptera; Nitidulidae
Gene: ytr
Product: U4/U6.U5 small nuclear ribonucleoprotein 27 kDa protein
Exons: 2
Coding region: 179-649 (156 amino acids)
Biological process (GO): RNA splicing
Cellular component (GO): precatalytic spliceosome
Source: RefSeq, a predicted model, not a curated record